AUGCCGCAAGUCUCGCGAGGGCCGUUGGAGAUGCUGAGGCAACAACGGUUACCUGCCUGGCAGCCUCUUCUUACGCCGCCAUAUGUCGCGCUGUCAUUUCUCAUUGCGGGCAUCAUAUUCAUUCCACUUGGCGGUGUGAUUACGGUCAGCAACCAGCGCGCGAAGGAGAUUUCCUUUCGCUACGACGAUAUUCAGCAUUGCACCAGCGCGCAAAACACGGGUGCCUUCACGUAUGAGGGCAAUAACAUGACGCUCAAGACGGGAUGUGUGACGGUGGUCAAAUUUGAUGUCACAGAAACCUUGAAGGCACCAGUGUAUCUCUACUAUGGUCUCACGAACUUCUAUCAGAAUCACAGACGUUAUUCCAACUCGCGAAGCGAUGCCCAGCUGGCAGGAGAAGUCGUGAGGAACCUGCCUGAUGCUGCUCCUCUCGUUACGCCUGGUGACAUUACCGGGACCUCGGAGACGCCCAUUACAUACGUCAAUUACCCGACACUGCGCUACAAGAGUUUCUUGUACGUUCCUGCGGGCCUCAUCGCGUGGUCUAUGUUUAACGACACCUUUACUUUGUACAAAGAAGAGAGUACAGAACUAGGAGACACCCGCCGGAAGCUGAUAUGCAACUCGACGGACUUUUCACAAGGGGAAAAUCUACCCCUUGAAGGUUCUGUCUCGCCGAACCUUUGUACAAAAAAGGGCAUCGCAUGGAAUACUGACGUGGCCUACAAGUUCAAAGCGCCAAAUUUGGAGCCACACCAUUUCUUCUGGACAGCAGGGCAAGAACUAUACACUGGAGUGAAACCGUCUCCUCCCCUCACGAAUGAUUCGUUUUUUAACAACGGGUGGUAUGCGAAUGAGCUCGGGCACUCUAUCCCUGUUACGACAGAUGAGGACUUAAUGGUCUGGAUGCGCGCGGCAUCCCUGCCAAACUUUCGCAAAUUGCAUCGUGUUAUUCAUACAGAUCUUGUUCCAGGAAAAUAUGUGAUGGAAAUCGGCGAGCACUACGACGUCUCAUCGUUUGGUGGCACAAAGACUUUCGCGUUGGCCACAUUGUCUUGGUUUGGUGGAAAAAGUUCAUAUCUCUCAGCGAUGUACUAUGCAGUUGGCGGUAUUGCACUUUUCUUUUCUGCAGUGUUGAUGGUUGCUUAUCGCUUGGGCGGCGACCGAGCCUCAAAGGCACUCGAUGAUAUCCUCCAGAAAUAG
This is a messenger RNA of Trypanosoma grayi, 1203 nucleotides long. RefSeq lists its product as hypothetical. Lineage: Eukaryota; Euglenozoa; Kinetoplastea; Trypanosomatida; Trypanosomatidae. Bases 1 to 1203 code for a protein of 400 amino acids. The record is from RefSeq and is a predicted model, not a curated record. Gene Ontology annotation, cellular component: Golgi apparatus; plasma membrane; endoplasmic reticulum. The transcript has a single exon.